AUGCCCUCCAAGAGCUCCCCUAGGAACGUCCUAAGCCGGGGGCUGUUGGUGCCGCUGGGGCAGCGGGAGCACGCCUGGCUAGUGGCGGUGUCGGCGGGGUGCUGGGCUCGGGUGCGGGGGCUCUUCCUGGAAGAGCCGGAGCUGGCCCUGCAGCGGGACUUCAUGUCAGGCUUCACAGUCCUCCACUGGCUGGCCAAGCACGGCGAUGGGCCAGGCCUGCAGGAGCUGGCAGCGGCAGCGCAGCAGGCUGGGCUGGCCCUGGACGUGGACGCCCGCUCGGGCUGCGGGUACACUCCGCUGCACCUGGCUGCCAUACACGGCCACCAGCUCGUCAUCAAGGUGCUGGUGCUGCAGCUGGGGUGCCAGGUGCAGGUUCGGGACGGCAGCGGGCGCCGGCCCUGGGAGUAUCUGGGCAGCUCCACCUCGGGGGAGAUCUGGCAGCUCCUGGAGGCACCCCGAGGCACGAUUAUGUUCCCCACGCAGCCCCUGGCCCGCAGCGUGUCCUCAGUCAGCAAGGUCUCGCUGUCCGCUGGCAGGGCAGCGCUCCCCGCCUGCCUCAGGCCGCAGCACGGCCACGGGGCAGCAUCCCACCGAACCGGCAGCGAGAGUGACUGA
Molecule: messenger RNA, 615 nt
Organism: Nipponia nippon (crested ibis)
Lineage: Eukaryota; Metazoa; Chordata; Aves; Pelecaniformes; Threskiornithidae
Gene: SOWAHB
Product: sosondowah ankyrin repeat domain family member B
Molecular function (GO): protein binding
Source: RefSeq, a predicted model, not a curated record